CGUGUAUGUAAUGUAUCUCGUUAUAUAAUGACCGUGAAAAGUGUGUUUGAUUAUUAAAAGAACGUGAAAACUGGUUUUUUGUGUAAUUAGUGCGUUUUUGUUUUAGAAUAAAAGACUAGGAAGUGAUUGUUGUGGAAGGCAAUUUAUUAGUACAACUUGUAAAUAUACAACUUUUUCAAAUGAAACCGUUAGAACAGCAUCUGCUAGUGUUCUCUAAUCCAACUAGUAGAUGAGCCAUUGUCACCAUGCAUACCACAGCACCACCUGAACCUUCUGAAAAACUCUUCUAUCAUCCCAGUCUCAUAGACGAGCUGGAAGAGCUACGAAGUCUCUACGAUGAGCCGAAGUUCAAAAUAGCUAACGAACCGCAACUCUAUCGAAAUGGCCAAAAUUUCUUGUCGACGCCUAGUGCUCCCAACCUCAAUAGGAUACACACCUACUCUAGCCUUACUAAACUGUCGCACGCGCCCAGCCUUGGAAGGGUUUCUACAGCCAACAGCUCGUUGUACUAUGCACCUGGGUCGGUCAGGCAAGAAAGUGUUCGACGCUCAUUUCGACCAAAUGCCAUAAGAAAAAUGCGUAGACGAGCAGUUUUCAAGAAUGGAGACUGUAACAUCCUACAAUCAAGAAUCUCGAAACGCAGACUUCGAUAUCUUCAAGAUAUCUUCACGACCUUAGUAGAUUCACAAUGGCGAUGGACGCUUACUAUAUUCGCCAUAGGAUUCUUGGGCUCGUGGCUCCUAUUUGCUCUAGUAUGGUGGUUGAUUGUUUUUACACACGGUGAUCUUGAAGACGAUCACUUACCGGCCAAACAGACGGAUGCCAAUUGGACACCGUGUGUUUUUAAUAUUCAUGGGUUUACUUCAUGUUUCUUAUUUUCUAUAGAAACGCAACAUACUAUAGGUUAUGGUGUACGAACGACAACAGAAGAAUGUCCAGAAGCAAUCUUCCUCAUGUGUCUUCAAAGCAUAGCCGGAAUGAUUAUCCAAGCGUUUAUGGUAGGCAUAGUUUUUGCCAAGAUGACGCGUCCUAAAUUGAGAACGCAAACACUGCAAUUCUCAAAGAACGCUGUCAUCUGUCAGCGAGAAGGCCACCUCUGCCUUAUGUUCCGAGUAGGAGACAUGCGAAAGAGUCACAUUAUCGGAGCAAGUAUUCGAGCACAACUCAUUCGAUCGAAAACUACGAAAGAAGGAGAGGUUCUCAGUAACUUCCAGACGGAGUUGGAGGUGAACGCAGAUGGCUGCGAUGGAAACCUCUUCUUCAUUUGGCCGAUGACGAUCGUCCAUCGUAUCGAUGAGAACUCUCCCUUUUAUUACCUAACUGCUAGUGAUAUGUUACACGAAAGAUUCGAAAUCGUAGUGAUACUGGAAGGGACUAUAGAAAGUACCGGUCAAACCACGCAGGCUAGAUCGAGUUACGUGGCUAGUGAAGUUCUGUGGGGGCACAGGUUCGAAUCUGUCGUAUCGUAUAAUAAAGACAGACAAGGUUACGAAGUUAAUUACUCAAAAUUCGAUAACACCGUAGCUAUUGAUACCCCUCUGUGUUCAGGAGCCGAUCUGUCGGAGUUUUAUAGAAUUCAGCAAAUUUCUGAUGUCGACAUGAGGUUCCUGUCUCCCUACCGCCUCUCUCCAACGAACAGUUUCCUUGUACAAAGCGCACCGAUCUCUAGAGUGCCCUCACUUGAACCACUGUUCAAAAAGGAACCUAGCUCCACGAACGCACAUAAGACAAGUCUGAACCAAAACGAUUGCAAAAUUCAAAUCGAGGAUACAUUUACUGAGAAGCCGUACAAAGAGCUUAAGCCGUCCAAAGACUCUAAGUCCCAGAAAGAGUGUAAAGCUCAAAAAGAAGAAGCGAAGCGCAAAAUAAGUGCCAUAAAUGCCGUCAAAAGGCAGUCUGAUAUACUCGAAGAAAAAGAAGAUGAAGAAGAGCAAACAAGUGUGACAGAAAAUUUAAUUUAAGUUAUUGUAAGAAAAUAAAUUAUUUUUAUAGUU
Diabrotica balteata is the source of this 1994-nucleotide messenger RNA. NCBI's taxonomy places the organism in Eukaryota, Metazoa, Arthropoda, Insecta, Coleoptera, Chrysomelidae. The record is from the annotation of a GenBank genome assembly.